Messenger RNA from Hibiscus syriacus, 764 nucleotides. Its product is annotated as LOB domain-containing protein 37-like. Lineage: Eukaryota; Viridiplantae; Streptophyta; Magnoliopsida; Malvales; Malvaceae. Gene Ontology annotation, biological process: regulation of gene expression. The record is from RefSeq and is a predicted model, not a curated record. Bases 76 to 705 code for a protein of 209 amino acids. The transcript is spliced from 2 exons.
UCCUUUCCCAUCAAUCUUUUCAGCCCAGAAAAACCCAUUUUUAUUCCUCCUCCUUAUGCUGAAAGUUCUCUCAAAAUGAGUUGCAAUGGCUGCAGAGUUCUACGAAAAGGAUGCAGUGAAAAUUGCAUUCUUAGACAAAGCUUGCAAUGUAUAGACAAUCCUCAAGCACAAGCACACGCCACCGUCUUCGUCGCCAAGUUCUUUGGCCGCGCCGGCCUUAUGUCCUUUCUCUCCUCCGUCGCCGCCCCUCAAAGACCUGCUUUGUUCCAAUCGCUUUUGUUUGAAGCAGUGGGGCGGGCGGUGAAUCCCGUGAGUGGAGCCGUGGGUUUGCUAUGGACGGGGAAUUGGAACGCCUGCCUGUCGGCCGUGCAAACGGUGCUCCGAGGCGGCACGUUGCAGCCUCUCCCUGAAUUCAGCGGCGGAGUUUUGGUGUCGUCGGAGUUUGAGGAUGUUGCAGAAACGGUUGGUGUCGGCGGCGGCGGUUCUCACCCGAGAGUGGAAGAUUCUGUUACAAGGAAACGUUUUGAUGACGUUGUUAAACGUAAAACGACUGAUCUUGAUCUCUGCUUGAUGAUCGGAAACGAUAGAGCGGUGGAGAGAAGGAGAGAAUCUAUAUCGUCGGAAGAGUCCGAAACGACGACGGUGGGAAGUAGUUCAAAUGAUGGCGGCGGCGGCGAGAAUAAGCUUUUGAGACUGUUUAUCUGAGAAAACUUUUUUUCCACAUUUUCUCUAUGUAAUUUUUUGUUAUAAUUACUCUCUGAGAU